Messenger RNA from Naegleria lovaniensis, 3288 nucleotides. RefSeq lists its product as uncharacterized. NCBI's taxonomy places the organism in Eukaryota, Heterolobosea, Eutetramitea, Acrasida, Naegleriidae. Gene Ontology annotation, molecular function: protein binding. The transcript has 3 exons. Gene Ontology annotation, biological process: protein homooligomerization. The record is from RefSeq and is a predicted model, not a curated record. The coding region runs from base 1 to 3288 and encodes 1095 amino acids.
AUGCUUCCUUCACCAACUCUUCAAGUGAAACGCAAGCGUGAAGAGAACUCUCACCCGAGCAGCAAUGAUCAUCAAGAAGAAGGGCAUUCCGAAGAACCAGCUCAUCUUCUCAUGAGAGAACAACUCGAACGAUUCCGAAUUGAAAAGUUAAUGAAAUUAAAAACAGAAAAGGAGCGUUAUGAAGCAAGAAAGAAGGAGCUUGAAAUUUUGGAAAAGUUCAUGUACAGCAGCAGUAGUGGUAGUAAUGAUGAUGAAACUCGACCACAGGAAGUCUCACAUGAGAAGCAACAACAGGAUCAUGAGCCACAAGAUCAAACCAUUGAUCCAAUAUUAGAUGAUAUUCUGUCUUCGCAGAAAAAUUUAGUUCACAUUCACGUGGGUGGAAAGAAUUUUGUGACCACCCUUCAAACGCUCACAAAGAGAGAAAAUAUGAUCAAAGUCAUGUUGAAUUCAGAUUUUAAAAUUGACAAGGAUGAAAAUGGUGCAAUUCUUUUCAAAGAUCGAAAUCCUGAUUACUUUCCUCACAUCUUGGAACACUUGCGUACAGGCUCAACAACACAUAUUGGUUUGUGGGAAGAACAUGGUGCUGAAUCGAUCCAACAUUUGAAAAAUUUACUGGAAGAAUCUGAUUUCUUUGGAACAACAAAAUUGAGCGAAAGAAUUUGCCAACUGCUCACAGAAUUUGGAGAACAGCCAGAAGGAAUGCAAGAGGACGAUGACGACGAUGUUCAAGAGGUAACCAUGCCUACAGUUUUCAACGACACGAUGGUUAGUGAAAAUCAGCAUUUAGCAGACGAUGAAUGGAUUUCAAAAUUCAACCAAUUGACCGUUCAAGAAAAGUCUCGAGUUGAAAAGUAUUUCAAUGAACAUGAAUCGCUCUUAGAGCAAGAAAAGCAAAUAGUUUUAGAAAAAGAGAGCAACUUACAACCUACCUUUAUUACUUUCAAUGUAAGAGGUGUCAAGUUUUCAAUCAACAUUGAAAAACUUGUGAAACAUUCAGAAAGUAUUUUCAUUGACAUGCUUCGCAAAAUGGACAAGACUUCCUCCAUCUUUCUCGACCGUGAUCCUGACGUGUAUGGAGUCAUAUUUAAUUAUUUAGAAUCUGGAAACACCUCAUGCAUUCCCAAAGAGCUUCCUAAACAGAAACAAAUAUAUAAGGAGGCAAAGGAACUCAGAUUAAGAGAAUUGACUGAAUAUUUUGACCCAUUUCGAUAUCCUAUUGAGCUACUUGGAGAAAAGCUUAUUAAGAUGAAGCAAGAAGAGGAUUUACUACGAAAUUUAUAUGUUGUAGAUAGAGACAACAGCAUGCUUGAUGAUCCAUAUUUACAUCUAGUUAGCGUUUUUGGAACUGAUCAUCAACUUCGAGAUUUUUCCAGAUAUGAUCCUCCCAAAGGAAUUGGUUUACUCUUUGACUUUGAGGAUCCAAACGAAGCAAGUGCUUUUUCAAGCAAGAAAAACUCAAUUCCUUCAGUACCUAAAUUGUGUGAAUCACGACAAGAUUUCUUUCGACAAUUUAAUGCCUUCACCUAUGGCUUGUUCAAAGAUAUGGAUUGGAAUAAUUGUUUUGUUGCAGGCGGAAGUGUAUUGGCAGCAGCACUCCAAGUUGAGCAAAUCAAGUUGCGUGAUCAUUUCAAGAAUCCCACACAUUCCAAUACAGAUCUAGAUGAACCCAACGAAAACUUGCUUUACAAUUGGGACAAUGACGAUGGUGAUGUUGUUAUCGAGCAUGAGCAUAGCAAAGAUGAAAAAGUGUUGAAUAGUGAUGAUGAAUAUGUUACUGAUUCAGAGGGAGAAAGUGAAAACGAAUCAGACUAUGAUUCAAAUGUCGAGUUAGUGAAACCAGAAAUGUUUGACUGUCGUUUGGCUCGAUAUUACACAUCUUCCAAUACAUGGAAAAACAGUGAUAUUGACCUUUUUUUCUAUGGACUCUCUGAAGAACAAGCAGAGAACAAGAUUAUUGAAAUUUUUAACUUGUUUAAGAAGAAUUUAAAGAAAAUUCCCCAUCAAUUUUACAAGGUACCCUCUUUGGGUAAAUUUACCAUUGACGACAUUGUCACAUUCAGAACUGAACAUGCUAUCACUUUUAGAUUUAACAAUCCCAUUCGACCCGUUCAGAUCAUUUUACGUAUCUACAAGAAUCCAGCUGAAAUAUUAAUGGGCUUCGAUGUACCAAGUUGUUGCUUUGGUUUUGAUGGAAAUCAAUUGUAUUGUUUACCACGAGCAAAGGAAGCUAUAAGAAUGAGAUGUAAUUGGGUCGAUCCAGACCGACAAUCCACAACGUAUGAAGUGAGACUUGUGAAAUAUGCAAUGAGAGGUUUUAGGAUUGGUGUUCCUGGUUUUUCUUUCAAAAAAGUAAGAGACCCAAUAUUUGUUCGACCAGACAAGUUACGAGUGUUCUGUGCUAGAAAUUCGAAAGCUGGAAUAGCCAAAUUCACAGGACUUGCCAAGAUCUUGAUUAUGAGAUUGACGUAUCGAUGUCCCUUUGUUCAUUCCAUAUUGCAGAGGGCCAUGACAAGAGCACAAGUUUCCAAAGCAAGGGAUAUUCUCAAACCGAAUGAAAAUCAUGACUAUGCUCAAGUGUCCUUUGUAAGAACGAGACGUGAACGAGCAAUUAGUAUUUCACGUGAUUGGUCAAAACGAGAAGCUCGUUUACAAUACGUGAUACAUGAACUACACAAACAACCCUUCUUUGUUCAAACGUUGAAUGAUAUUGAUGGAAUUUUGAACAUCACACAUUGUAAGGAAUAUGCUCUGCCUCAAAAAAUCAAAUGGAUCACCAUAGAGCCAGGUCGACAAUAUGUUGGUAGUUUCCACCCAAGCACCAUUAAUUUCUUUGCAGAUGCUUAUUCAAAAGCAGCUACUUGUGUCUGGAAGAGCAAAUAUGUAUGGGAAUGGCGUAAAGACAACUCAACAUAUGAAAAACAACAAUUUGAUGUUGAUACGAGUUGUGAACUCGAAAGACGGUUUAAAAAGUUUUUUAAGGAAGAAACAUUGUCAAAAAAGCAUUCUCCAACUCGAUACUACCGCAUCAAUGAGUAUCAGUAUGUUGACUUGUUGAAAAUGGUACUUGUUGACAAAUCUGGACCAGUGGAAAAGAAAAAAGCUGUACAGCGAAGACGAACAGCACGUAAAUUGGUGAAAAAGAGCGUUCGGACCGAACACAAACAUCGUUCCCUUAGCAAAGAACCACAGGAAAAUGAAAUUGUGGAAGUUUCCAGUGAUGACAGUGAUGUCGAACACUUUCCAGAAUUAACACAAAACAAGCUCAGUGGUGUUUUCUUUUUUUAA